UCGCGACGCGCUUGGACAGCGCGUGGCCGGCGCAGCUAAACGAUACCUUCAAAAUUCAUCAUCGACUGAAUUGAAUCGAAUUGAAUUUGGAUCGAGAUCUCAGAUCAGAUCUGUGCUCCUGCGGUCAGAUCGCUUCUCUCCUUCAGUUUUAUUGCUACAUCAGUGGCUCCGCUCUGUUGUAUCGGUCGGAGAAGAGAAAUGGCGAAAGAUGGGUGGUGGAUCCUCGUCGUUUCGCUGCUGAUGUGCGCGGCGGUUCCGGCGAGAUCGGAUGCGUCGAAUCACAAGUACGAAAAAGGGGAUCCGGUGCCGCUCUAUGCCAACAAGGUCGGACCAUUUCACAACCCUAGUGAGACAUAUCGGUACUUUGAUCUCCCAUUUUGUGCUACAGGAGAAGUAAAAGAUAAAAGUGAAGCUCUUGGUGAAGUGCUAAAUGGAGAUCGGUUGGUCAGUACACCGUACAAGCUAGAUUUCUUGAUUGACAAAGAGUCUGAGCUUAUCUGCAAGAAACGUCUGGCAAAGAAAGAAGCUGCUGUGUUUCGAAGUGCAGUGGCCAAGGACUAUUAUUUUCAAAUGUACUAUGAUGACCUGCCCUUGUGGGGCUUCCUAGGAAAGGUUGACAAGGAAGGCAAAACUGAUCCUAGUGAAUAUAAAUAUUACCUAUUUAAGCAUCUUCAUUUCGAAAUUUUUUACAACAAAGAUCGUGUGAUUGAGGUCAAUGCACGCACAGACCCCAAUUCUGUUGUGGACAUUACUGAAGAUAAGGAAGUUGAUGUGGAGUUCAUGUACUCUGCCAAAUGGAAGGAAAGCAACAUACCUUUUGAGAAGAGGAUGGAAAAGUAUUCACAUUCAUCGUCACUUCCUCGUCAUUUAGAGAUUCAUUGGUUUUCAAUUAUCAAUUCAUGCGUGACUGUUCUACUUCUUACCGGGUUUCUUGCUACUAUUUUGAUGCGAGUGCUUAAGAACGAUUUUGUCAAAUAUGCCCACGACGAGGAGGCAGCAGAUGACCAAGAAGAAACUGGGUGGAAAUAUAUUCAUGGUGAUGUUUUCAGAUUCCCGAAGUACAAGUCAUUGUUUUCUGCUGCCCUUGGAAGUGGCACACAACUAUUUACACUGACUACUUUUAUAUUCUUGCUUGCACUUGUUGGUGUAUUCUAUCCGUACAAUCGAGGAGCACUUUUUACAGCACUGGUGGUCAUAUAUGCUCUUACAUCUGGCAUUGCUGGCUAUACAUCAUCUUCUUUUUACCACCAAUUGGAAGGGUCGAAUUGGGUUCGGAAUCUGUUAUUGACGGGUGGCCUUUUCUGCGGACCACUUUUUCUCUCCUUCUGCUUCCUCAACACUGUCGCGAUUUUCUACCGUGCUACAGCUGCUCUUCCAUUCGGUACAAUCGUGGUGAUUUUUCUGAUAUGGGCUCUCGUGACAUCGCCGUUAUUAGUGUUGGGAGGUAUCGCGGGGAAAAAUAGUAAGGCGGAGUUUCAAGCCCCAUGCCGGACCACAAAAUAUCCUCGAGAAAUCCCGCCACUCCCGUGGUACCGUGGCACCCUGCCUCAGAUGGCCAUGGCCGGAUUUUUGCCGUUCAGCGCUAUCUACAUCGAACUUUACUAUAUUUUUGCCAGCGUUUGGGGUCACAGGAUAUACACCAUCUACAGUAUUUUAUUCAUCGUGUUCGUCAUCCUCCUAAUCGUCACUGCCUUUAUUACCGUCGCACUGACCUACUUCCAACUUGCUGCCGAAGAUCACGAAUGGUGGUGGAGGUCCUUCCUGUGUGGCGGAUCUACGGGCUUGUUUAUUUAUGGCUACUGCCUGUAUUACUACUAUGCGCGCUCGGACAUGUCGGGAUUUAUGCAAACCUCGUUCUUCUUCGGGUACAUGGCUUGUAUUUGCUAUGGCUUCUUCCUGAUGCUUGGAUCCGUAGGCUUCCGCGCCGCGCUGUUCUUCGUUCGCCAUAUUUAUCGGUCGAUAAAAUGCGAGUAAGCAGGUAGCUUGACCUUGUUUUUUUGUUGGAUCCCAAAUGCUUUUCUUGUUUAGAACAAGUAGCGUAUGUCUUCUUGUUUACACAAAUAUAUAGAUGAAUGUUGUGUGUUGGGAGAAUUCGAAUGUGGGUCGGGUCGGAUCGGAUACGGGUGGGUUGUGUAAGAUCGUUUUCAACCACUAGGUCAGUAGUUUAAUAUUUUUAUUAUGAGAAUUGGAAAUAAAUUUUUUAUUUCAGUA
Molecule: messenger RNA, 2211 nt
Organism: Andrographis paniculata
Lineage: Eukaryota; Viridiplantae; Streptophyta; Magnoliopsida; Lamiales; Acanthaceae
Product: transmembrane 9 superfamily member 3-like
Exons: 7
Coding region: 199-1974 (591 amino acids)
Biological process (GO): protein localization to membrane
Cellular component (GO): membrane
Source: RefSeq, a predicted model, not a curated record